Molecule: messenger RNA, 2086 nt
Organism: Daphnia magna
Lineage: Eukaryota; Metazoa; Arthropoda; Branchiopoda; Diplostraca; Daphniidae
Exons: 9
Coding region: 512-1897 (461 amino acids)
Biological process (GO): regulation of transcription by RNA polymerase II
Molecular function (GO): RNA polymerase II cis-regulatory region sequence-specific DNA binding; DNA-binding transcription factor activity
Source: RefSeq, a predicted model, not a curated record
GGGGGGUGACGACUAGCAUCCGAGGUUGAGGUGGGGGUGACGACUAGCAUCCGAGGUUGAGGUUUUUGCUUGUAGGGUGCAGGGGAGCCUUUUGGCACGAAAAACUUGCCAUAGCUAGGACUAUACGACUUAACUACGACUUAACUACGUUUAAGUUUUCCCCUUAUUCCUUAACCUAUCGAGGGUUGAGGGGGCGAACCACCCCCGACUCCAAAUAGCUAAUAGACGUUUUCUUGUACGUGACAAUAUUUUAAUUUCGAUAAAAAGCAGUACCCAGUACAUAAGAUAACAACUAUGAGUUAAAUUUCUUUGUGUUUCUUAACAGUUAAAAUACAUUUGAUUAGGAUUUUAAGUAAUACAGAUUAGGUUUAAAUACACAUUUAAUUCGUCUGUCUGUGCAGCACAGGCUUCGCAAAGGGCACAGUGCCCUUUUUGCUGCCAGGGGGAAAUAGACAAUUUUGACACUAGCGCCCAACGGCUGCCGGGGGAAAAUAGAUUUUACCUUUUUAAAAUGGUAGAAAACUAUUUAGCAAGGGAAAUAGAUCUGCUGGAGGAAAUUGAAGUCUUGAAUGAGAGGGUUGACAACGUAAUAUCAAGAGUUAAUGCCCAUGAUAAAAAACUAGCUCAGCAUGAUGAGCUGCUCCGUAAAAACAAACUACUCUGGAUACGACUUAGGGCUCGAAGGGUAAGAAGAUCUUUACCCCUUCAAGAGGUUGACAGUUCUCCACAUUGUGAUCAGCUUGAUGAUAUGGGACUUAUCCCUUUAAGUGAAAGCCAGCUGCAAGACAUCAGGGCAAAAAAUUCUUCAUGUGUUCGUUUUAUUGGUAGCCUGGUACAAGCUUCAUUCCCAAAUGGAUACUUCGAUAAUCGUAUGCCCGAACACGUUACGAAAGGCCAAUUUAAGCGACUCUAUGAAAUUACAUCUGCACAUUUUACCAAGAUAAAGAGGGCUAGAAGAAACGCUGUUAAAUUGUCGUUGAAAGAAGUCGUAAAUGUCAUACGAACCUAUAUCUAUAACGCCCGCAACCGCAAAAAAAAACGAAUUUCAUCAUUUUCCAGUACCGAAAGCGAAUAUUCUACUGCUGAAUUCUCCAAUGAUGACUUACCCAAUGAUAGUGGAUUCAGCAAUAACACGUCAAACACCAACGUCGCCAGUGGUAACUUCUCAAAGGAUAACGUCUCCCAACACAGUGUAUCCAGCAACAGUGUCCCCAACGACGGUAUCUCCAACGACGGUAUCUCCAACGACGGUAUCUCCAACGACGGUAUCUCCAACAAUGGUAUCUCCAGCGACAGUGUUUCCAACGACACAGUCUCAAAGGACAGUGUUUCCAACGACACAGUCUCAAAGGACAGUGUGUCCAACGAUGAUGGCUUCAAUGAGAAUGACACCGAUAAUGAUUAUUGUGAUAGACCGUGCGAUCCGCCAAACCAUUACCCGGAUUGCAAGAAUUUCACAGGAGUUGUUCAUGUCGAUGGAAAAUGCCAGUUGUAUGCAGAAUUUGAAUGGGCAAGAUUGCACCGACCUAAAGAAAGUCGGUACUAUCCAAAGUUCGCCAUCGGCCUCGAUAAAUCCAAUCCAAAACAGCCAAAAUACCUACAGUCGAAAGGUGAAACAAAUGGAAGUGCAGGUGUCUGUCAAUGUAAUGUUUGUGACAAGAUAUUCUCUUCAAAGAACGCAGUAGCUCGCCAUAAGUUGAUUCACACUGAUCCGCUUACUUGGAAGAAAUGUCCGUUUUGUGAAUACCGGGCAUGUGAUAUUUCGAAUCUCAGAAAACACACAAGUAAAAAACACAAGGAGGAUAAGCCAAAUCGCCUCACAUGUGACAUCUGUCAUAAGAAAUUGGCAAACACCAGAAACCUUGAUCGCCAUAAGCAGAAAAUACACCACAGCUAGCCAUCCUCCGGUCACCGUAAGAAACAAAUUUUUUCCGGACGUGCCUUUUUGGGAUUCAAGUUAUUUUACUUUAUGAUUUUUGUGCCAUUUCUCUCCCCCCUCUUUUUGUAACGCGUCUAACGGGGCUAAGACGUUUCCACUCAGAACGCUUGCACAAAUAAAUUGCCAAUUUUUGUUUGUUCUCGUUAA